This is a messenger RNA of Panicum virgatum (switchgrass), 1921 nucleotides long. Its product is annotated as ethylene-responsive transcription factor RAP2-4-like. Gene Ontology annotation, molecular function: DNA binding; DNA-binding transcription factor activity. Bases 535 to 1410 code for a protein of 291 amino acids. The transcript has a single exon. The record is from RefSeq and is a predicted model, not a curated record. Lineage: Eukaryota; Viridiplantae; Streptophyta; Magnoliopsida; Poales; Poaceae. Gene Ontology annotation, biological process: regulation of DNA-templated transcription.
CCCACCAACACUUCCCACUCGUCCCCCCAUCUUCCCACUCGUCCACAGCCAAAUCCGCCUCCUCCCCCCCCCAUCCAGCGACGGCCACCCACCACCGUUCCAGUGAGUUCGAGCGAGGUAAGCUUUAGAUCUGAGCGAGUUCUCGCGCGUCGCAGGUAAAGUUCGCACUCCCGACCCCUCCUCCUCUUCCUCCCCCCUUCCUUUUGUUUGUUCUCUUGGUUCUUGGUUUCGUCUCCAUCGAGCAGACAGCGAGGGACCCGGGGCCUUUUCGAUCCCGGGCUUCAGAUCUGCUGUUUCUUCUUCGGUUUGGUUUUGAGUAGCAAGUCUGGGUUGCUAGUAGUUCGGUAGCCAAGAGGGGUUCUUUUUCCACACCUCCCUUGUGCCAGUUCGUGUGCAGAUCUACCACCAGAGGCCACCUGUUUUUACUGCGGCUGCUGGGUUCUGCCUGAUCUGUUCUUGGUUUGCUUGCUAGAGAGAAAAAAAACAAAAAAAAGAGUUUGUUUUUGUUUCUUCAGAUCUGCUACAGUAGUCUAGAUGGCUGCCGCUAUAGAUCUGUCCGGGGAGGAGCUGAUGAGAGCACUCGAGCCUUUUAUCCGGGAUGCCUCAGCUCCUCACGAGUCCAGUCCGCUUCUCCAGCACCCCCACCCGCUGAGCCCCACUUCGCCCUUCUCCUUCCCCCACGCCGCCGCCGCCGCCGCCUACGGAGGCGGGUACCCGUUCGCCGCCGCGGCCGAGGGGGCGGGCCAGCUAAGCCCGGCCCAGAUGCAGUACAUCCAAGCCCGCCUCCACCUGCAGGCGCAGUCCUCCUCCGUCCUGGGCCCACGGGCCCAGCCCAUGAAGGUCUCGUCGGCGGCCCCGGCGCGGCCGCAGAAGUUGUACCGCGGCGUGCGGCAGCGGCACUGGGGCAAGUGGGUGGCGGAGAUCCGCCUCCCGCGCAACCGCACCCGCCUCUGGCUCGGCACCUUCGACACCGCCGAGGAGGCGGCGCUCGCCUACGACCAGGCCGCCUACCGCCUCCGCGGCGACGCGGCGCGCCUCAACUUCCCCGACAACGCCGCCUCCCGCGGCCCGCUCCACGCCUCCGUCGACGCCAAGCUCCAGCAGCUCUGCCAGAGCAUCGCCGCAUCCAAGAAGGGCGCCAAGAAGUCCGCUCCCGCCGCCGCCACGUCCUCCGCCCCCACCAGCAACUGCUCCUCGCCGUCCUCCGACGACGCGUCCUCGUCCUGCCUCGAGUCCGCCGCCGAGUCCUCGUGCCCGUCCCCGUCGCCGUCCGCCUCCCCCGAGUCGGCGGUGCCGGAGAUGCAGCAGCUGGACUUCAGCGAGGCGCCGUGGGACGAGGCCGCCGGCUUCGCCCUCGCCAAGUACCCGUCGUACGAGAUCGACUGGGACUCCCUCCUCGCCGCCAAUUAAAUUAACCACCUUCUUGGCUCCUUACUACUACUGCAGCAGCAGCAGCUGAGGCUUAACGGCCGUUGCGCAGAUGGUUUUUUUGACAUCUCGCGCGGGCACACUAGUGGAUUAUUAGCUCUAAUCCCGUUCGUUUUGUGUAGAUGUUUCAGUCAGGAUUCGUUUUUGGUGUUGGUGUCAGUGAGUUGUAGAUCUCUGUUAGGGGUCCCAUCUGGUUCCCGGAUGGGAGAACCAGCCGAUGGGAGGGCCGGCGUUUUUGUGUCCGUCGCCUCCCGGUGGUCGGUCGGGUCACUGGUCAGUGGCUCCGGCCGGUCAAGUGUCCAUUGCUGUACUAGCUCUGUUUCUUUGGUAGGUGGUGCUGCUGCUCCAGCUGUUCUACGGGUUGUAUGAACAGCGGAGCAUGAUGUGAUAUUAUUAUUUCUAGUAUGGUGUAAAAUUAGCUCGCGGUGUCGAGGACCUGUAAUCUGAUGAACUGCUAUUGUUAGUGCUAUAUAUUUUAUCUGGUUGUAAAAAA